AUGCAGGGUAGUCAGUCAAAUGAAUUGGCCGUCUAUGUAUUGAGGCGAGGUCAAUUAAAGGCGCAGCUGACAAAAUUCCAAACAUAUAUCAAUAAUGUAGAUGUGGAUAACAAUAUCAUGCAGAUAAAGAUACGUCUAGAGAAAAUAAAAGAACUUUGGACUGAGUUUGAUGUAGUUCAGAAUAAUAUCGAGGCAUUAGAUACCAGUAAUGAGCAAUUGGACUACAGAGAUACGUUUGUAAAUUUAUAUUUUGAUAUAGUUGCAAAAGCAGAGACUAUGGUACAAGGUUCAAAUGUAGUUAGUGGCAUAAACAGGUUGAGUUUACCGGGUAAUCUUGCGCAAGGAGGUGACCCGGCGAUAAAAAUGAAGCCGUUAGAAUUACCGUCGUUUUCGGGAAAAUUUGAAGAGUGGUCCACAUUUAAAGAUUUAUUUUUGACCAUGGUACAUUUAAAUCCAACAAUAGCAGGUGUACAAAAAUUUGUAUAUUUAAGAAUGUAUUUGUGUGGGGACGCAUUGGCUCUGAUACAAAAUUUAGCGACCACAGGUGACAAUUACUCGAUUGCAUGGAACACUGUCGUAGAACGAUAUGACAAUAAGCGUAUUCUCAUACAAUCUUAUACGAGAAAUAUAUAUGAAUUAGAACCUAUGCAAAAGGAGUCGAGUGUGUGUUUAAGGAAGUUUACUGCUGAUUUAAACAUGAAUAUGCAAGCUUUAAAGGCGUUAGGUCAUGAUCCAGAUGCCUGGGGUGCGCUAUUAUUGCAUGUGAUUCUAGUCAAAUUAGAUUAUAAUACAAUACGAAAUAGGGAAUCUGUGGCGACCAAAGAUAUAUUACCCUCUAUAUCGGAGUUGACAACAUUUUUAAAUGAACGGUGUAAAAUAUUAGAGGCGAUUGAUACCUCAAAAAAUUUAUCGAAUAAAUUAAAUACGUCGCAUUAUACGCAGUCUAAGCAAAAUUAUCGCAAUCCAAAUGAUAAAAACGUCCAAUUUAAAAAUAAUAAAAAAGUAAAUGCAUUUGUUGCUACCAAUCGUUUAGCAUGUUAUUUAUGUAAACAGUCACAUCCUAUUUACAAGUGUCAACAAUUUAUCGCACUCAAUGCGAAUGAAAGAGCACUAAAGGUUGAUGAACUAAACCUAUGUCGCAAUUGCCUGGGUACGGGACACACGGAUGUACAGGUGUGCAGGUCGAAAAGGGUAUGCUCCAAAUGUGAUAAAGCGCAUAAUACGUUGCUGCAUGGUGAUGUACCACAAGUUGUACAAAAUCCGUCUACGUCAAAUGUGUCUAAUUCGGAAGUGGUGGUGAGUCACGCCGCCCGUGGUCAAACGAGCGCACAAGUACUAUUAGCGACUGCAGAGGUACAUAUAUUAAAUGCAUGCGGCGAACAAGUUGUAUGCAGGGCAUUACUAGAUAACGGCUCACAGAUAAAUAUUUUGACCGAAGCAAUGGCACAGCGAUUAGGGCUUGCGAGAACAAAAAUAAAUAAAUCAAUUACAGGUAUAAAUGAGGUAGUGAGUCGUGCCGCGUAUCAGGUAACCGCGUCUAUUAAGUCACGUAUAAAUAAUUAUUCUGCCACCUUAGACAUGCUGGUAUUGCCAAAAAUUACCGGAAAACUGCCGACCAACAAUAUCGAUACUAACAAAUGGUCUAUACCCACGGAUAUUAUGUUGGCAGAUUCUAGGUGUUUUAAGCCGGAAAAAAUUGAUUUAUUGAUUGGUGCCGACACCUAUUGGGAAAUAAUGUGCUCGGGAAAUUUCAAACUGCACACAAUGGGUCCGUACUUGCAGCAAACAAUGUUCGGCUGGAUUAUUGUAGGACCAGUGAAUGAAAUUUCAUCAAAAAAUAAUUCAAUGGCUUGCUUUGUAAUAAGUGAAGAUAAUUAUUCAAAUUUGGAAAAGGAUAUUGAAGAAUUUUGGAAAAUCGAAGAAUUUUCCAAUGCAAAUAUGGACGAAACGUCGGAAGAUAGUAUUUGUAGAAAACAUUUUGAAGAUCACGUAUCAGUAGAUUUCACGGGAAAAUUUGUAGUAAAAUUGCCGUUUCGAGAUAACGUAGACAUGUUAGGCGAGUCAUAUAACAUAGCGUUAAAAAGGUUUUUAUCGUUAGAGCGUCGUCUCGGGAAAAAUCCCGAGCGAUAUAGUCAAUAUAAAGGGUUCAUGGAAGAAUAUGAGCAUUUGGGACAUAUGGAGAAAGUUAAUGAGGACAAUGACCUAUCAGUGAAAACGUAUUACAUGCCACACUCUUACGUUCUUAAUGAUAGUAGCCGAUCAACUAAAUUACGAGUGGUAUUUGACGGCUCAUGCAAAUCAGAAUCUGGAUUAUCGCUAAACGAUGUAUUGUUAAAAGGUCCUAUAUUACAAGAUUGA
Molecule: messenger RNA, 2358 nt
Organism: Macrosiphum euphorbiae (potato aphid)
Lineage: Eukaryota; Metazoa; Arthropoda; Insecta; Hemiptera; Aphididae
Source: the annotation of a GenBank genome assembly